Empidonax traillii (willow flycatcher) is the source of this 972-nucleotide messenger RNA. Its product is annotated as staphylococcal nuclease domain-containing protein 1. The annotation marks the transcript as partial. Gene Ontology annotation, cellular component: cytosol; nucleus. The record is from RefSeq and is a predicted model, not a curated record. Gene Ontology annotation, molecular function: RNA binding; nuclease activity. The transcript is spliced from 8 exons. Lineage: Eukaryota; Metazoa; Chordata; Aves; Passeriformes; Tyrannidae. Gene Ontology annotation, biological process: mRNA catabolic process.
GUGCUGUCGGGCUGUGCCAUCAUCGUGCGGGGGCAGCCCCGGGGGGGGCCCCCCCCUGAGCGCCAGAUCAACCUCAGCAACAUCCGUGCCGGGAACCUGGCGCGACGCGGAGCCCCCGGCCAGCCCGACGCCAAGGACACCCCGGACGAGCCCUGGGGCUUCCCGGCCCGGGAGUUCCUGCGGAAGAAGCUCAUCGGGAAGGAGGUUUGCUUCACCGUGGAGUACAAGACCCCGCAGGGCCGGGAGUAUGGGAUGGUGUACCUGGGGAAAGACACGAGUGGUGAGAACAUCGCCGAGUCCCUGGUGGCCGAAGGACUUGCCUCCCGUCGGGAAGGGAUCCGGGCCAACAACCCCGAGCAGAGCCGGCUGGCAGAGCUGGAGGAGCAGGCCAAGAGCGCCAAGAAGGGGAUGUGGAGCGAGGGCACGGGGUCCCACACCGUGCGGGACCUCAAGUACACCAUCGAGAACCCCCGGCACUUCGUGGACUCCCUGCACCAGAAGCCGGUCAAUGCCAUCAUCGAGCACGUGCGGGACGGCAGCGUGGUGAGGGCCCUGCUGCUGCCCGACUACUACCUGGUCACCGUCAUGCUCUCGGGCAUCAAGUGCCCCACGUUCAAGCGCGAGGCCGACGCUCCCGAGGUCCCGGAGCCGUUUGCGGCCGAAGCCAAGUUCUUCACGGAGUCCCGGCUGCUGCAGAGGGACGUGCAGAUUGUCCUGGAGAGCUGCCACAACCAGAACAUCCUGGGCACCAUCCUGCACCCGAACGGGAACAUCACAGAGCUGCUGUUGAAGGAGGGCUUUGCCCGGUGUGUGGACUGGUCCAUCGCCGUGUACACCCGUGGGGCCGACAAGCUGCGUGCGGCCGAAAGGUUCGCCAAAGAGCGCAAACUGAGGAUCUGGAGGGACUACGUGGCCCCCACAGCAAACCUGGAUCAGAAGGACAAGCAGUUUGUGGCCAAGGUGAGGGGCAGG